Molecule: messenger RNA, 1599 nt
Organism: Exophiala xenobiotica
Lineage: Eukaryota; Fungi; Ascomycota; Eurotiomycetes; Chaetothyriales; Herpotrichiellaceae
Exons: 1
Coding region: 157-1221 (354 amino acids)
Biological process (GO): pantothenate biosynthetic process
Cellular component (GO): cytoplasm
Molecular function (GO): 2-dehydropantoate 2-reductase activity
Source: RefSeq, a predicted model, not a curated record
CACGAGCUUGUAGCAGCUAUGCCCUGCCGCAAGUAGGAUACUCUCACAAUCUCUUCCUGACCUUCCUUGCUUCUUAAAUUAAGCAGUCAUUCGAAACCAAAAUCAUAAUCAACAGGGUCGCCUUCACAAUAUCAUACUAGUAGCAAAGCGCCAAAGAUGGCCGAGAAAGCAAGAGUCCUCCUCAUCGGGAGCGGCGGCAUCGGUACAAUGACAGCCUUAAACCUCGAACGCGGCGGCCAUGCUGUCGUGACGGCGGUGCUGAGGUCCAACUACACCGCAGUCAAGGAGAAAGGGUUCACGAUCGAUUCAUGCGACCACGGCAAGCUUGAUGGCUGGCGACCGACGGAGAUCCUCAAUAAAAUCCCAGAUGUCUCGGCAGACUCGUCCAUCAAGCCAUUCGACUACAUCAUCUGCACGACGAAAAACAUCCCCGAUGUCCCGCCUACAUUAGUCGACAUCAUCAAGCCAGCAGUGACACCGGGCCACUCUGUCAUUGUGCUGAUCCAAAACGGGCUCAACAUCGAGAAGCCGCUUCACAAGGAAUUCCCCACGAACAUUGUGCUGUCUGGCGUAUCGUUCAUGGGCGCCGACGAAGUCAAACCGGGCCACAUCCUCGAAAAUGAUACUGAUCGACUGUCCGUGGGCCCAUUCUUCAACCCCGCUCUAGACAUCGAAGCCCAGGUCGCUGCAGCCGAGAAAUUCGUCAGAAUCUACUCUGCGACCGGAAAAGUGCAAUGCUCGUACGAAAGAGACGUGCUGUUCGUCCGGUGGAGGAAGCUGCUGUACAAUGCCGUCUGGAACCCGAUCUGUGCAAUCACGGAGAUGGACACGACGCGUCUGCGACUCGCUUCCGACGAGGACGACGGCUCUAGUCCGCUCAACACGCUCGUCAGGCCUGCGAUGAACGAGGUUCGUGCUGCAGCCAAAGCAGUGGCAAAUGUCGAGCUGCCUGAGUCGUUGGUGGAAGUCAUGGUCGACGCAGACCCCCUCGAGAUCUGGUGCGCACCGAGUAUGAUGCAGGACACGCGGAAAAAGAGAUUCAUCGAGUACGAGUACCUGGUUGGCGAGGCAUUGAGGGCAGGCGAGAAAGCGGGGGUGUCGAUGCCGACGCUAAGAUGCAUUUACGGCUUCUGCAAGGCCGUGCAAUGGCGGACGAAAGAAUACAAUGGCUUGGUGGAUCCGCAGAAGCUGAUGGAGGAGAGGAAGAAGCUCCAAGGCUGAAUCUCGAGGCAGUAGUGUCGAAUGAUCUGGGUUGUCCAUUAUAUUCGAGCGAGCAUCUGGCUCCGGAGAAACAAUCAGAAGUCGUUGGUGAAAAGUGGAUGUUGAAUCUGUAGUGAGGUCUGAUCCUUACUCCAUCGUUUGACUUCCUAUUCUGUGGCCGAAACACGUUGUUCCAUGAGCAUUCCUACAGCAAUACCGCAAGGGCUCGUGUCGUCGUCCAGCAGAGCAUCAGAAGUGUGGCUAACGCUGGGAACAGGUCUCUCGAUCAUCGCGUGACAUCUCCAGGAGAGAAUACCAUGACUUCUCUGUGCAGCAAGGCGAGCCUUGGCCUUGUGAGCCCGUCCAUAUAGCUAGAUACUAGUACAUAACAGAGUCAAC